AUGACGCUGGGCGGGGGCGUCGCAACCGUCGCGCAGGCGCUGGACGAGCGCCUGCCGCAGAUUCACGCUGGAGUGCACGCUUCUAAGCCGCAGAAUGUCGAUCGGCUCGCGCCGCAGGAUGCACUUGCGUGCGUCGAGCGCGAGGCGGCGUCGCUCGUCGACGCCCAUCGCCAGGCGCGCGACGCGUGCGUCGCGGCAAAGGAGACGGACAGCACCGACGCGCCGGCACUGUACGAAGAGGCGCUGGCGGGUGUAGUGUGGGCCAAGGUGCACAACUACCUCAUGCAGGGCUCGGUAGAGCAGCUCGACGAUCUCGUGGAGCGCUUCGACAUAGCGCUGGCUUUGCAGCGGCUCGGUGUCGCGGACCCUACGCUUCCUAUGGCAGCUCUGGAAGACUGGAUGGAGCGCUCGACGAUCGCCGAGUGCAUGGCGCUCUUUGACUAUGCGGAAUCGCGCGCGGCUUUCCUGACCGAGAAUAUGGCUGCCAAUGGAGGCAAAGGACUGGUCCUUCUGCGGCUGUGUAACGAGCUGCUUCGUCGUCUGUCCAAGGCGCAUCAGUCGCAAGCCGUCUUUGCGGGGCGCAUCCUCACCUUUCUCUCCUCGCACUUUGCCAUCGGCGAGCGGAGUGGUGUGAAUCUCAAAGGCGAGUUCCACGUCGAGAAUGCCACGUCCAUCGAGGCUGUGGAAGUGCCGGAAUCCAUGGACGAGGACGACGCAUCUGCCGAGGGCCAGGCAUCCAACCCCCACUUUUAUACCCUGUUUUGGAGCCUGCAGCAGUUCUUUGCGCGGCCUGUGCACCUCUUUGACCAGGCGACCGACACGCCUUGCGCCGAGGCCGUCGCUGCGAUGCACCUCGGCGACGAUGUGCGCGCCCCGAUGAAGGCUUUCCAGCUCGCAUCCGAAUGUGUCCUCUCGGUGCUGCAACACUACAACAAGGCAGAGGCACACCCGACGAGCGAGGCCAAGCUCGACACGUACAGCACCGAGGCGUUUUACCCCAAGUACCUCAGCGGCCGCCCGCUGCUGGCCUAUGAGCUGAGCGACAUCUUGUUCCGCCGGCACAUCCUCACGCAAUUCCUCGUCCUCUUCCAGUUCCUCCUAGGAUGCACUGCGACGAGCCGCGAAAAGAAUGGGGGGUGGGCCAACAAGCUCCUCAUUCCGCCCCACGAGCUGUCCGAAGCCGACGAAAAGUGGACGCGCCGCGCGUGGCGCCAAGUGCAGACGCAGCUGAAGGAGACCGGAAAGGACGGCCGCGAAUUUCUGGGUACGGUCCUCGGCGUGCUCAAGCGCGAAAACAGCUGGAUCCAGUGGAAGGGCGUUAGUGCGCCAGCACUAGAGAAGGAGGCGCUGCCGCCGACCGACUCGGAGGCAUGGGCCGAAAAGGCACACGCUGCUUUUUCGGCGCGCCUGGCUCAGUACCCUCACGCGCUGGGCACACCGGCGCUGAGCAUGCUAUGGGAGGACGGGUUCGUGCCGCAGGCGCCGUCGAGCGUCCAAGUGACCGACGAAGAGGGCAAUCCCAAGACGCUCGCGACCGACGGUCUCGAGGAGCUCGAAAUGCCGCCGAUGCUGCCUUCUCUUACGUCGCUCAGUCGCUCGUUGCACAUGGAAGAGCAGCGCGCGAAGCAGCGCCGCGCUGCGUUGGGCGACGAAAUGGCGGACGAGGCAAUGGCGCAUAUCCAGAAUACCAAGCAGAGUCUUACCUGGCGCGCGCUGCGCAGUGCAGGCAAUGCGCGCCUGCAUUUGAUGGCGCACAUGAACGGCAUCGACGAUAUUCCAGGUCUGCUGCAAGCUAUCCACGACGAGGAGCAGAACGAGCCGUACGACGCGCCAAUUCUGCGUGAAGCCAACGAGGCGGAAGAGAAGGCUCAGCGCGAUGCCGAGGCGGAGGCCAAGGAGAAGGAGGAGAAGGAGCGGGAGGAGAAGGAAAAGGCCGAGAAAGAGGCCAAGGAGAAGGAAGAGAAGGAGAAGGCGGAGAAGGAGGCGAAGGAAGAGGCAGAAAAGGAGGGCGGGGAGGCCCAGGGCGAGGAGGAUGAGGCGGAGGCCGAGGAUGUCGAUGCCGAUGCCGACGCCGAUGCCGAUGCCGACGCCGAUGCUGAUGCCGAUGCCGACGCCGAUGCCGAUGCCGACGCCGACGCCGACGCUGAUGCCGACACCAACACCGACAAUGCACACGAGCACGACGACUCCCAGCCCACAAGCACCGAGCCUGCGACGUCGGCUGACCCGUCUGACACGGCCGAUCCCUACGCUGAUCACGAUACCGAUGACGAGGCCGGCGACGUCUCGCACAUGCACGUCGACCACGAGACCUCGUCCGUGCAUACGGCCGACGAGCGCUCGGUGGACGAGACGCACGAUGCGGACGCGACCUUUAUGACCGCCCCCCACGCCGGCCGAUCGAGCGAUGUGGAAUCCUCGCGCGAAUCGACGCCUGUUCCUCUACGGUCGGAAGCCUAG
This is a messenger RNA of Malassezia japonica, 2460 nucleotides long. RefSeq lists its product as uncharacterized. The coding region runs from base 1 to 2460 and encodes 819 amino acids. The record is from RefSeq and is a predicted model, not a curated record. Gene Ontology annotation, cellular component: THO complex part of transcription export complex. The transcript is spliced from 3 exons. NCBI's taxonomy places the organism in Eukaryota, Fungi, Basidiomycota, Malasseziomycetes, Malasseziales, Malasseziaceae. Gene Ontology annotation, biological process: mRNA export from nucleus; regulation of DNA-templated transcription elongation.